Messenger RNA from Funneliformis mosseae, 685 nucleotides. NCBI's taxonomy places the organism in Eukaryota, Fungi, Glomeromycota, Glomeromycetes, Glomerales, Glomeraceae. The record is from the annotation of a GenBank genome assembly.
AUUUUCCAAUAAAGGAGUAUUAUAUGCAAAGAUCGAGUUGUCAGAAAAAGAUAUCAUUCAUCUCUUUAUAACUCAUACUCAAGCUUCCUACAUGUCAGCACCACCUUUAAUAGAUAAAUCUGUAAUCAUUCGUCAGGAACAAUUAUUUUUCCUCCGUAAAUUCAUUGAUAAAUGCACUUUAAAUGAACCUCUCGAAGAGCCAAUUAUUUUAGUUGGUGAUUUAAAUGUUAAUUCACGUCCUCAGCCCAAUUCUCCUGAUAUGAAUGGAGAUACCGCUGAAUAUUUAAAUAUGAUUAAAAUCUUAAGUGGUGAAGGCAUCGAAGCUAAUCAAAUCGAUAAAUCAACAUCUCCUGAUGAACGUUUAUAUAAUAAUCCUAAGAUUGUCAAAAUAAUAGAUACUCUCAAAGAACGGUAUGGAAAUCAUCCAAUUACGUUUGGAGAUGUAAUUAUCGCUGACGAUGGUACUAUUAGCCCGAGAGAAACCGUUUUAACGGGAAAGGACGAUUUACUAUCUCAAGCUAGUUUGGAUUAUAUUUUACUGAUUGGUGAACAAUCAAAGCAACGAAUAUGGGUUGAUAUUCAAGGAACUCGUGUUGAGGAGUUCUUCGUUAAUAACACCUCAAAUUAUCCGUUCAGCCAAUUAUCUGAUCAUUACGGUGUUAGUACUCAUCUCAUUGGCUCUUAA